Ruditapes philippinarum (Manila clam) is the source of this 4395-nucleotide messenger RNA. Its product is annotated as inner centromere protein-like. NCBI's taxonomy places the organism in Eukaryota, Metazoa, Mollusca, Bivalvia, Venerida, Veneridae. The transcript has 10 exons. The coding region runs from base 117 to 1244 and encodes 375 amino acids. The record is from RefSeq and is a predicted model, not a curated record.
UCCCUUUCCGGAAGUGGCAAUUACUUCACAACAGUAUAAACAAAAGGAAAGGUGUCAUAUACGUUUAAUUUUCUCGAUGCUUUCUGGAGUCUGAAUUAAAUUAAUCGAAUGACAUAAUGUCAACAAAAGAUAACUAUAAGAAGCUGCAAGACAGUAUCCAGCAGUUUGAUGAACAGAACAAAGCUGUAAUUCAGAGUAUACAAAAAAUAGACUCUACUAAGAAAGAGAAGGAUGCGAAAGCAAACCUGGAAACUCUUGAGGGCCAGUUACAAAGUGCUCUACAAAAUGUGAAACAGCUGGAGAAAGAGAUACAGGAGGCCCAGACAGAGGUCAACCAGAAACUAGGUCGAAAGUCAUCAGGACCAGCUGGCCCGAGGAAACCAUUAGAUCCAGAUGACCAGGAAAUGGCAUAUGAGCUUAAAUCACAGCUGCUGAAAAAUGUAGAAAUACAGAAUCAGAAACUGAAGACCGAGUUUACACUGCACGAGAAAAUGACAGAGUCACGUUUGUUGUCACAGCAGAAUAAACGUCUACACGAUGAUGUAACUCUGUCACGUGCUAACUCCAUGAGGCUUAUAAAAGUAUUUGAACGCAAAGCCAAAGAAGCUGAUACAAAAUUAAAAGAAAUGACGAUAGAGUUACACAGGUCACAGGAUCUCGCGGAGAAAUAUCGUAACUUGUACGAGUUAGAGAGAAGGAAGAAUCUGAAAGAUGGCGAACAUCUUCCUCCGGUAGAGGACACCACCAAACUUCCGGAUAAAGAGUCAUCAUACACGUUCCUCGGUGGUGGCAUCAGAAUAAAUGAUAUUAUCAGGAAAAAUGAGGUAUUGACAGAAGAAAACACAGACUUAAAACGUGAGAUUCGUCGUCUAAAGGAAGAUAAUAACAGAUUGGUCAGACAAACAAAACUUGCUAUGCAAGACAGAGAUCAGAUCCUGCAUAAAUUAGAGACUAGUGAAGCUAACAGAAGAAAUCUCUUAAAACGUCUAGAGAAAGAAAAAGAUCAGCAUCAGACUCUAUCAAGGAGUUUAACUAGACAAGCCUCCGACUGGAUCUUAUUAAAGAAACAAAUAGCACAGUUUGAUGAGGAGUAUAGAUGGAGUCAGAUCAUGUACCAAGUAGGACAUGUAAACCCCCAGACUGCUGAACAACGUAGCCGUGUACAUCCUGUCACCAAAAACGUUUACAUGCCACGCAAAAUGUUCCCCGUCGAGCAAUACGAUAAAUCUGCGGCACCAACCUGAUAAACUUUUAUAAUUAUUGCAAAUAAUUUUGUUAUAGAUACCUCAGAUAUAAUAGAAGAAAAAAAAAACAAUGAAGAAAAAUAUGAAAUAUAUUUUAAAAAAUGUUUAUGUUGCGUAUAAAUUCUACAAAAUUCUAUUCUAAAUUGGCAUACAUAAUGCUACCACUUUAGUUCACUAACAUGCAUUAUUUUGUAUUGAGUACAUCAGAUGAUAAGGUUUUGUUGUUGUUUUUUUUUUCAAUGUUUCCACAAAUUCUUAUUAAUUAAACAAGACCUGAAAGCUGAUUAACUCUGAAAGUUUGAUUUGUAAAUUGCUUAAAUUUAGAUUAAAGUGCAUUUUCCUUGAAUUAUUUUUAAUGACCAUUUGUAGGCCAUCCAUAAAACUAUAAAGUUUAAUCAUGGACAGUUGUAUAUUUAAUACUUUCACAAUGGCAGGGUCAAUGUUGUUUCUUUACAUAACCAUAAAAAAAAACAACUUAAAAGUAAAGUAAUAUUUCAGGCACAUUUUUUUUAGCAACAAACAAGUAAUAGGUAAUAUAAUUAUGCUUAUCUAUGUAGUAAUUUCUGGGUAAUAUUUAUUUAAAUGAUAUAUAUUAGAAUAAAUAAUGCAUGCUAUCUUCAUACUCGUUAACAUUCAUAUACUAUUGACUAAUAGAAUUGUUAUCAAUAUUUGGUUGUUUAUCUUAUGCCAACCUUGGUUAUAGGGUAAAUGACCCAUUAUUACCCUAACUUUGGUUAUAGGGUAAAAGUCCUAUAAUAUCUUUACCUUGGUUAUAGGGUAAAUGACCCAUUAUUACCCUAACCUUGGUUAUAGGGCAAAUGACCUAAAAUAUCUUAACCUUGGUUAAAGGGUAAAUGACCCAUUAUUACCCUAACCUUGGUUAUAGGGCAAAUGACCUAAAAUAUCUUAACCUUGGUUAUAGGGUAAAUGACCCAUUAUUACCCUAACCAUGGUUAUAGGGCAUAUGUCCUAAAAUAUCUUAACCUUGGUUACAGGGUAAAUGUGUAAAUGGCAUUGUAUUACUUUACCUUGGUUAUAGGGUAUUUUGGUAAAUGUAUUAUCAACUUUAUAGAAUUGUAUUUAACUAUUUUUUACUGUAAAAUUGUUGCAGAUUAUUAUAAAAUUAGCUAUAAUGUGCUAUAUUAGAAUAGUUGCUGUUUACAAACCAAAGAAAAUCAGAUGUUUUUUACUUCAUUUUUUAUUAUUUGUUUUGACUUUUAUAACUUCUUGAUUAUCUGUGUUAAAUAUAUUUUUGUCUGGCAUAUGUUAAAGGAUUAAUACCAUUCUUAAAAACAAAAUUGAAAGACGUCAAUAAUUUUCAGAUCAAAUCUAGUCAUGAGAUUUAUAGUUUGUGACUUUACAAGUAAAUCAAAAAGACAAUCAAAUUAUUAUAACAUUAAUUUGAAAUCAACUCUACUGUGUUGUUAGGGGAUAUUUUAAGUGCUGUAGUAUUAAAGGUUUGAUAUAUAGUGUCUGUAUAGCUAUAAGUUUAAACCACUACUAGUAAAUGUGUGUUUUAAGUUCACAUAUUUUUAUGGGAAGUUAGAAAUUGUAAAGUGAUUUUUAAACGUUUUGACAGUCAAAACGUUUAAAAAUCACUUUACAAUUCCUAACUUCUGUUUAAAUACUUUAAGGUUUAGGAGAAGAUUUUUUUUUGUUUCUGGAUCUGUUUGAAUUAAGGGGAUUUCUGGCAUAAGUUUCUAAGAGCAGGAUUGGGGCACUAUAUUUACAUAUGAUAUUUUCUUUUGCAUAAUAUUGUUUUUCUUAUUAUUUAUAAAUUGUAAUGUAUUAAUUUAUAGUUUUCUGAUAAAUUGAAAUGUCUAAAGGUGAUCUUACUAUUAGAUGUAAAUAGAUAAUCAAAAUUAUAAGAUGUCCCUACGUUUUAAAUACAUGUACUUUGUGAUAUACCUUGUCUCAAUAUGUAGUACAUACAUGAUGAUUGUUCACAUUGAUUAAAGUUUGUGAAGAAUAAAUACACCAUAAAUAGCACUGAAUGUAUCAAAAAGUAUAACAAAAAAAAAUGAAAAAAUUCAUAUUUAUUUUAAAAUCAUUAUUUUUGAGCUUUUAGUGUUAUCUUGCCACUGUUAUUUUGAAUGAUAUUCCAAAUGAAAUGUAUUUUGUCUGCAUUUGUUUUAUUAUAUUUUUGUUUUGGUUUUAAUUGUUUUAAAUUUAUUUUUUUGAUAUGAUGAAAUGGUUAUCAACUAUCUAAAACCUGCUAAGGAUAAGUUUUAGAUAACUGCAGUCAGACAGAGGUGGUAAGCCUUCAUUACCAAUAUAGAGCCAGGCCAACUUGCACUUAUCCAUGCAAUCUAACCAGGCCCAUAUUCUGGUGGCAGACCAACUUCAACUUUUCAUCUUAAUAUCCCAAAAUUUGAUAAUGGACAGUUCCAAAAAGGAAGAUGGACAAGUCCAUUUAAGAAAUACAGCAGGUUAAGGGGUAAAUCAAACACAAGCAUUUCUUGAUAAACUUGCUAGUCUGGAUGUUUUAUUGUAAUAAUUUCUGUAUAUUAAAAUAAGUCGGAAUCUGUGAAAUAAAAUAUUUCAAGUUUUUACACAAAGUUUCAUUACUGUACAAUUCAUUUUGUUUAAAAAACAUGCUUCACAUUUUGAAAUUUAUCUGUAAUUUUAUGAACAUAUAGGAAAAUAUAAGAUAUUUUAUAAAUUUUUCAAAGAAUUUUUUGUUGAGGAAAUACUCUUUUAAAGUUUGUAUAAAAUAUUGUCUCAAAUGUUUAAUUACCACAUAGUAAAACAUACAAAUGUAAGUAAAAAAUAAAAUUCAAUCACAACUGAUAAUUCCAUACUAUGGUAAAUUACCUGUAUAUUACAGGUAUUUCAUUGGCAUUAUUCUAUUUAAUAUGUCAUUUAACCCAUUUUAGGAUUUUCAAUUCUUUUUCCUUUUCUUUUCUUUUUUAUGGCAAAUAUUUCAUUUUACAGUUGGGAGCAAUCUGGGUUGUGUUUGUAUGUCAAAGCUUACUUGCAAUAUGUGUAUAUGGUAGAGCAUAUUCUGGGAUUCAAGCAUUCUGGGAUAGUCUGUGAUAUGAAGGGAACUUUAUAUGCUGUGAUAUAUUAUUGUAUCUUUUUUCAGUCCUGUGUUACAAAAAGUCUGUUUUUAGGGAUGUCCUUUUGACAUAAAAUAAACUGUUAAAAGUUA